AUGUCUUUCCCACCGCCACCAGACAGUACAGUUGACUGUGUCAACCUGGGAUUUAAAAUCCAAGAAGUUAACGGGCACGUCGAGUGUCGCUACAGUGCCCAAAGCGGAACCUGGUCGCCUCCAAAGUUUGUUCGAGAUCCUUACCUACGCCUUCAUGGCAUGGCCCCUGGACUAAACUACGGACAACAGGCCUUUGAAGGACUAAAAGCUUAUCGCACGCCCGCAAAUCGCAUCACCGUGUUUCGGGUGGAUCGUAAUGCGGCGCGACUAGCUCACUCAUCUAGCUUUAUCUCUGUACCAGAAGUGCCUGAGGCCCUCUUUAUCGAAUGUGUCCGCGUCGCCGUCGCUCUCAAUGCGGCUUAUGUUCCGUCGUCUGACACCGGUGGAUCCCUCUACUUGAGGCCUCUAAUCUUCGGCUCAAGCCCGCAAUUGGGCCUUAGUCCGCCUGAUGAAUAUCUCUUCUGUGUUUACGCCAUACCUGUCGGCGUCUAUCAUGGUGUCCAACCCCUCAAAGCUUUAAUUCUUGAUGAUUUUGACCGCGCAGCCCCUCAUGGCACCGGCAGUGCUAAGCUUGGCGGUAACUACGGCCCGGUUCUAAGAUGGAGCGAGCAAGCGCGAAACGAAGGCUAUGGUAUCACCCUGCACCUCGAUAGCUCUACUCACAGCGAGAUUGACGAAUUUUCCACGAGUGGUUUCAUCGGUGUUCUCAAGGAUACCGAAAGCGAUGUCAUCACUCUAGUUGUUCCGAAUAGCAAGAAUGUUAUUUCGAGUAUAACAUCUGAAUCGGUGGUUGCCAUUGCGCAGAGUUUCGGCUGGAAGACCGAGUCGCGCUCCAUAAAAUACGAGGAGCUUGCCUCUUUCUCCGAAGUCAUCGCAGCUGGUACUGCGGCAGCUUUGGUCCCAAUUCGUUCAAUCACGCGCAAGUCCAAAAACCAGACUUUUACUUAUAUUCCCGACGACUUGUCGAGCCCCGGUAAAGUUUACACACAUCUACUAGAAACCCUCAAGGCAAUUCAAUAUGGUCUCGUUGAGGAUAAGUUUGGAUGGAAUACUGUAGUUGACCAAGUCAAUCCCAGGCAGUAUAUCCAAGACGAAGACCAAAUAAAUUCAUGA
Molecule: messenger RNA, 1113 nt
Organism: Blumeria graminis f. sp. triticale
Lineage: Eukaryota; Fungi; Ascomycota; Leotiomycetes; Helotiales; Erysiphaceae
Source: the annotation of a GenBank genome assembly